Aureobasidium subglaciale EXF-2481 is the source of this 362-nucleotide messenger RNA. RefSeq lists its product as uncharacterized. Lineage: Eukaryota; Fungi; Ascomycota; Dothideomycetes; Dothideales; Saccotheciaceae. The coding region runs from base 101 to 307 and encodes 68 amino acids. The record is from RefSeq and is a predicted model, not a curated record. The transcript has a single exon.
AGUAUGAUAGAAGAUCACAAUGCCGUUCUAUCUAAGUGGGUAUACAUAAUUUGAUCUGGCGCGGAAAGCAAGAAGAGCUCGAAAGCACAGUAUAAACAGCAUGUACCGCGUAAUAGACUUUUUUAUCUCCUUCCUUCCUGUAAAAGCUCCAGGACACAUAUCGUUGGCCCUUCCCAACAACCUCAGAGAGAAUGGCAACAAAAAUGGUGAGAAAAGUGAAGAACAAGAUAGACAAGAAACGGGUAUCGACAAGAAUGAAAAGAAGAAGGUGGAUAUCUUAGAAGAAUGUAAGAAAGAUAUGGAAUAAAUCGAGGCGAAGGGAAAUGAAAAUCGUAAGUCGUCGUUAGAAGUUAGCAACGUAU